CUGGAAUGAUUGAAUACAUAGGAUUGAUUUUCACACUAUCGCUUUAUCGUUGUCACUUGUGAUGGAGAAAGAAAUAUAAUGAACACGCUGUCAUGUAGCCCCAACAAGACUGGACGAGGAAGACAAUAUUAACGUGCUGACGUGUUUUUAACAAACAUUGGCUGCUUCCAAUUUCAUUCCUUGUCUGAAUAUUGUCUGUCUUCAAGGUCAAACAGACAACACUUUAAAAAUCUAAUGUUUGCUCAUUAUCCCGCGCUUCGCCAGUGAGUGUGUUUUGAUGAUAAGAAAUUCAUUUAAGUUGUAUCAACAAUUAAGUCAAUCUUUGGUAUUGAUUCUGGAAUAAUUCCGAUGUGAAGCUGGUCCUUUUUAUGCGAACAAUUAAAGGUUGACUCUCCGAGGACUGCAUCAAAAUCAGAGUGGAUUUGAAUUGGUAUUCGCUGCACAGGAAGACAGUGGAAGUCCAAGCAGAACGGGCACAUUACUGGUAUUUGUCAUAAAUUAGUGGAUGUUGAGUACCAGCAAUCAAAUUACCGCAAGAUACCAUGGAGUUAAAGAUCUGAUUCACAGAUAUCCAAUUUCUUGUGGAGGACGUUCAAACACUCUUCAGGAAAAAUAUUAUGAAGUAUUUUUCAGUGACUAAUUUUAUUCAACAACACUGUAUCCAUGCAUUCCCGUGGGAGCUACAUUACGCAUCAUGACACCUAGACUAAUGAUUAAUUUAUGGCUGCUGUUAUGGAAUUUAAUGAUCUGCGAUCGGAUUUCGGAAUUGUGUAACACGGAGCUUCAUUGAAUUCACUAGAUUUUAUCUUCAUGUAGCAAAAUUGUGUAUUUGAUACGACUGUCGAAAAACACAACACUAAAACCCCAAUGUGUUUGGUAAGUAAAGAGUUUACAUUUGUUCCGGCUUUUUAAGUUUUCAAGCAUUAUGGAGACGAGCGUUUCAGCAACUUUCUCAGUGUUAGAGAAGAACAAUGAAACAAAGGAAUCCUUCAUCUAUCAAGAAGAGUCUGUCACCCACUCUUCCGUGUUUGGGCCGCAAGUAAAGAGUUUGGAUUUAGUUAUUCCUACAACAAUCUUCCUAGGGCUGAUGGUUUUAGCUACAAUCAUAGGUAAUGUGUUCGUCAUAGCGGCCAUUGUUUUGGAGAAAAACUUACAAAACGUAGCGAACUAUUUAAUAUUAUCCUUAGCCGUUGCAGAUUUAAUGGUAGCUACGUUAGUUAUGCCUAUAAGCAUUUUAAACGAGGUCACCAAAGCCUGGUUUCUGCAGAACGAGGUUUGUGAUAUGUGGAUUACCUUUGACAUGCUGUGCUGCACGGCUUCCAUUUUACAUUUGGUGGCUAUUUCUGUGGAUCGCUACUGGGCAGUAACAAACAUAGACUAUGUACGCAACAGAAGUGCCAAAACGAUCCUCAUUAUGAUCGCAGUUGCGUGGUUUGUUGGACUAUGUAUUGCCAUGCCUCGACUGUUGGGAUGGCGCAAUCCUGACAAUGUGCCAAGUAAAUCAGGCAUGUGUAUGAUAGACCAAGACAUUUUCCAAACCCUUUUCUCAACAGGAGGUGCCUUUUAUGUGCCGACAAUAAUAAUGUUGAUUAUAUACGCUAAAAUAUAUCAGGUGGCACGAUCCCGAAUUCGGAAAAAGAACUUCAUUAAGAAACAUAGUAAGAAACAGAAAUACUUGAUUUCUUCACCAUCUCCAACAAAUGGAGUGACGGGAUUGACUCCCAACGGAAUGACCGAGACUACCAUUAUGUUGGAGGAGGCUUCCUGUGUGAAUGGAAUGAACGGAUGUAGUGAUAAAAAUGACAAUUCCAAAAUGACUUCAAACACUUCUGCUGAGGAGGUUAAAUUGGCCUUGCUUCCUAAUGCUUGUGCAAAUGCAGCUAAGGCCAAAAAACAAAAAGAAAAACUUGAAAUGAAAAGAGAGCGAAAGGCUGCGAGAACACUUGGUAUAAUUACAGGCGCUUAUAUAGUGUGUUGGCUUCCAUUUUUUAUCAUUGCACUUCUGAACCCUUUCUUACAGAACAUCCCAAAUAGUGUCAAUAGCAUUGUUUUGUGGUUAGGGUACUUUAAUAGUCUGCUUAAUCCAAUUAUAUACACUAUUUUUAACCCAGAAUUUCGUAACGCCUUCCAGAAAAUUCUGUUUGGGAAAUAUUCAAGAAGAUAAAAUUAAAAACAUUUUGGUAAGAAUAUCAUACUCUUAUUUUCUUAAACGUUUGACGCUGCCAGAUAUU
Molecule: messenger RNA, 2231 nt
Organism: Saccostrea echinata
Lineage: Eukaryota; Metazoa; Mollusca; Bivalvia; Ostreida; Ostreidae
Product: 5-hydroxytryptamine receptor-like
Exons: 1
Coding region: 926-2164 (412 amino acids)
Biological process (GO): adenylate cyclase-activating adrenergic receptor signaling pathway
Cellular component (GO): plasma membrane
Molecular function (GO): G protein-coupled serotonin receptor activity
Source: RefSeq, a predicted model, not a curated record